Molecule: messenger RNA, 8998 nt
Organism: Anopheles cruzii
Lineage: Eukaryota; Metazoa; Arthropoda; Insecta; Diptera; Culicidae
Gene: pps
Exons: 9
Coding region: 1-7308 (2435 amino acids)
Biological process (GO): DNA-templated transcription
Cellular component (GO): nucleus
Molecular function (GO): protein binding
Source: RefSeq, a predicted model, not a curated record
AUGUCAAGUUCAGUGUUUAAAGUGUAUUCUUCCUCGAGCCGGGAUGGGUUUGACGAUAGUGCCACUGUGUCGGGGGACACAAGCGGAGCGACAGAUUUCAAAGAAGCGGUUCACGAGGACCUCAAAAUCGACUCCAACUUGGUCAUUCUGCUCAACAAGAAUGGUACGGUGUCUGUUGAUCAGAACACGUUACAAAGUCUACUCGCAAAUGAAACCACUAGCACGUCGGUCAGUUUGGUGCGUAUAUCGUCUCCCACGCCGAGCAUCGAAGAAGAAAUCGAGGAAGAACAGAGACGGCUUAAGGACGAAAAAUCGCAGCUUGAUGCUGACGCGGCAAGUGGCAGUAGUUCGAAUGAGGACUCGAAUGAAGACAGCAACUCGAUGGCUGGCGCAAGCUCCGGCACGUCAAGUAUAGUCGGCAGUUUUGUGUCUACGCGACGAACUCGAACUGUGUCCAAGAAAGGGUCUACUGCGGUGAUGAUGGAAGAUGACGAUGAGCCACGGCACGUAAGCCUCAUGGUGGAGGGUUUCUAUCCGCCAGCAGAAGCUCAGAGCUUUGCCGCUCAGGUGCUCAGUCUGGCCGGGUAUCAGCACCCGUUACGAAAGGAAGCGAUUGAUAUCGAGUAUAUUCGCCAUACAGUUUCCAAUGAUCACUGCUACACUCCGCUGACUUCGCCGACACAAAAGCUACCGCCGAAAGCACCCGUUGUAGAUGUCGAUUCGUCGGAAGAACCUUCGGGCACCUCUACGGGAGGGGCUGCUUUAACCGGCAGUACUAGUAGAACGUCCGCUGCCGCAAAAAUAAUCGAUCGUCGCAAAUCGGUCGGUGUAAGAAGCGCAAGCAAGAAUACAACACCACCUAACGCUACUAAAGGCCCGCCACUAAAUCGUCGCAAAUCUACUGCAGUAGCACUUCCCAGCAUUGGUCAGGAUCAGAAGAAAUCGAACAAAGUUACAAAACCCAGCCAGCAGGGGAGCAACGAAGACGACAACGUCGACGACGACGACGACGACGACGAAGAUGCCGAUGAGGACGAGGACGAUGAGCCUUAUUCGGACUACGAGGAGGAAGAAUCGUCGUUCUCCGAAGAGGACGAUGAUGAGAUGGACUUAGAUUUUAGUGUCGGUAGAAGGUCACCUAUCAAAAAACGAAAGCCGUUGCGGAAAGGCAAACUUCCGACGAAGACAUUACUGCGCAGCUCGACGACAACUCCUAGGAAGGUUGAACCCAAAGACCUAGCAGGGGACAGAUUGAAGGAAGGAGCGAAAAGCAACACAAUCAAAGUUGUGCGUAAUCAAAUGGGAAGCGUCAAACUCUCUACACAACAUCAACAGCAGAUUGUUAACAGAGCCGGAGGUCAGCAAGUGUUGAAACCUUUCACGGGCAAGAAACCAACACAAAAGACGCACACCAUGACAUCCGCGACCGGAUCGGUGGCCACUCCAACGAUACUGAACAGCAAGGUGCUCUCGUCCGCUUCGACAACGUCUACGGUGAAAAUGCAGAUCAAACCGGAAACCGCUUCGACCAGCCAACCGAAACAAGCACCAGCGGUCACUGUUGUUCCGCCGGUGGUUGCUACACCGAAGAAAGAAAAGAAACCGAAAUCGAAUGCCUUCGAUGCGGCCAUGUUUAGUGACAUAUCGGCCCUCUUCUCCACUCCGGAUAUUAUCAAAAAAGUCAACACAAGCAAAGGCCCAACAUUAACGCCACCCGCGACGGCAACUAACAACAGUUUGAUAUCUUCUCCGCCCUUUAAAACGUCCAUCGAACCCCUGGUAAUGUCUGUGGGCCCGAAGCUAUUCAGUACCGAGCAACACAAGACCGCUCCCCUGAGUUCUAAUACGUGUAAAACAAUUUCACAUUCUUCGGGACUGACGGAGCAAGGAUUGGAUCUUAUCAAUGCGAUCGUGCAAGAAGAUCUUCGUCAACCGAUCGAGGCGGCAACAGUUUCUGGGUGUUCAACGACGCAGCCCGUCGAGAUACCGAACAUAGUAAAGAUGUUAGAAACCAGUGCCGCCGGUGUGGUAUCUGCGGUGGACAGCAAUGCUCUUAUCAGCCCUCAGCUUCUAGCAGCACCACCACCACCGAUUGAAGUGAAAGCGCUGGUCGAACCGGUGGUUGGCCUUUUGGCUACCGACACCAGCAUUUUGGAAGCUCUCAACAGUGGUGAAGAUGCGUUACCCGAAGAUCUGAUGGAACACGUGGCCGAGCUGGCGAAGAACAAAGAAUUGCAGGAAAUUCUCGAUAAACAAGUACUUGGCGUGAUGGGCAACGAUGCCUUGCUUCACGGGACAUUACCGUUGGUAGACACGGCAGCUCUGGCAAAUCUCGUUCCUGAGCAAACUCUUGAGCCGACUCCGAAUUUUAGUACGAUGGAGCUUAGCGUGCCACUGCAAUUGAAUGUUCCGGUCGAACCGACGGUAAGCCACCCGAUGGAGGCUCUCCCGACGCUCACGGUCAAGGAACAGCUGGCCCCACGUAAGGAGGCAAUUCAAAUUCGGCGUAGUGAUGGUCGUGUCAUCACUCUACCACCGAUCGAGGCACCUGCAACUCGUUCUUCAAAGCGAAGAGCCCAAGGCAGUUUUGGAACCAAACUGCACCCGUCAACGACUACUCCAGACAACCCGGAGUCAUACAUAAAUUCUUCCGAUGCGUUAUCAUCGCCAGGCGUAAAGAGUUCUCGGCCACUGAAACCAUUCGGAGUAGCAACUCCACUUUCUUCGCGUCCGAGCACUCCGGCAACUUCCGGUGCAGAGUUACAGGACGAAAGUAGUAUCGGAGAACUGGUAAUGGACGAAACGCUGAAGGUAAAGCGUAACAGCAAGUCGGAAGGUGAUAACCGAGUGCGAACGAAACGUACCCCGGCGCCAUCGAGUGCAGCAGCAGCAGCUGCGGCAGAUGCUCCUCAGGACGAUGAUCUUGAUUCUGAUGAAAGCUGGAACUCGGAAGAUGAUCCUGAUCGUCUUUGGUGUAUAUGUCGCCAGCCGCACAAUAAUCGCUUCAUGAUAUGCUGCGACUUGUGUGAAGAUUGGUUCCAUGGAAAAUGCGUGAACAUAACGAAAGCGAUGGGCCAACAGAUGGAGCACGACGGUAUCGAGUGGACCUGUCCGAAUUGCAUCAAGAAAAAACAAGAUCGUCAGCAACCAAAAAUGACAGACUUUUUAGUCUCGCGUGCUGGUGGCACGUCGGAAGUUGCGCCUAUUUCUAGCAAACCGGAAUCGGCAAACCCACAAGAGGAAACAGCGCCUAACGGCUGUAUCGUCUGUGGCAACCCAGCAAAACCCAGUUCGAUAUACUGCAGCGAUGACUGCAUUCGAAAGCAUGCGGGUUCCAUCCCGACAGUAAAGAGUGACAACAAAGCAAAGGAACGAACCACGUCCGUCCCUUCGUCUGUUUUGUCCACUUCGCUCACUGAGUCUUCUCCCGGCAGUGCGAAUGAUACGAUUAUCGUCAUGGAACGAAAGACUGGUCGCUGCAUGACGGGAAAGAAUGCUCCUACUGAGGAAAAUAUAAAGAAAUGGCUACAGGAUCACCCAACGUUCGAGGUUGUCCCACCUGGUUCGGCUCAAGCAAACAUUAUCCUGGCAAAGGCCGAAUCUCGUCGCUUGGCGCUUGCCAAGGAAGCGUCUGCAAGUAAAAGUAGUUCGCCGAUCGCCACUGUAGGCAGCAACGUGCCAAAAGCGCAAACUCAAAUGAAGAUGAACGACCAGAAAAAGAUGAUCCUCGUAAGUUCAGCCACGACCUCGUCUAAAGUUUCCAGUCCGAGCGGAUCACGCCCAGCACCGGGUACUCCAGCCAGCAAACUAUCAUUGCCUCCGAAAUCAGUUUCCACAAGCAGUGGCGCGAAACAGAGCAAUGUGCUGACCACUCCUGGAUCCGCGCAACGAACCGGUAUCGGUGCAACAACUGCAGCUGCAGCUGGUUACUCUGUUCAACCGAAAGCAAACGCUUCUACCAUGGUGACGACAGCGAAUUCAUCAGCAGCGACCCCGGUGAGCUCUUCCGUGGGUUCCAACAAACAAAAGAGAAUUCCGGCAUCUGUACCGUCUGCUGGACCAGAGCAUGGACCGAAGCAUCAGAUUUCGGGUGGGAAAACCGUUACCGCCAACUCCGGCGGCGAAAAUAUUCGUGUAACCGUUAAAAAGACGCUAAAGGAGCAUCUGAUGCAACGCACGGCAGAGUUGGCAGAGGACAGCCCGAUCCCUCGUUUGCAGGAGGAAGAGAUUGAUCAAUUUGUGAGCGAAACGGAGAAGGAACUAUUCAUUCUUUUCAAGAAGGAUACGGGCAUGAAGUAUCGAGCCAAAUACCGGUCGUUGGUGUUCAAUAUCAAAGAUCGGAAGAAUUUGUCACUUUUUCAGAAGAUUUCCGAAAAAUCCAUUGAACCGAAACAAUUGGUACGUAUGACAGCCGAUGAACUGGCUAGUCAAGAGUUGGCUCAGUGGCGCGAGAAUGAAACUAAACACCAGCUGGAAAUGAUUAAAAAAACGGAACUAGAAUCGCUGGCAUGUGCCAAAAAUUACGUUUUGAAAACUCAUAAGGGAGAGGAGAUGAUCGAGGAUAAAAGAGAAAGUCGCGUACAAAUCGAUCCUUCCGUUCCCGUUGAUGAUGUGGUUUCAUUGCUGAACAAUUCCACUGUGAGCAGCACUAGCGAGCUGGAAGAGUCGUUAAGUGCAAAUGACACAGGGACAUACCGCACGAAGGAGUACGAUUAUGAACCCUACGGGAAGCAUUAUACAGGGUUGUAUGGAGUAGCAACGACACCGCUGAUCAGCAGCAGUAACGUGACCAGUGGUGGUGCUAAAUCGGACAGUGCCGGUACCAGUGCGGUGGCGUCUUCGUCUUCUUCGAGCGUUUCGCGCAAAAAAGAUUCACGCCGUAGCAGUCACGGGAGUCGCAGCCGGAGUAGAGAGCACAAGCGAGAGCAUCGUGAUCGUUCGCGAGAUCGGAACCGUUCGAAGCACAAACGAAAACGAAGCCGCGAUCGAAGCAGCGAUCGUCACACAAGCCGUGAUCGGGAUCGUCAUCAUCGUGGGCGUGAACGUAGCCGCGAACGGUCGAAGCAUGAGAAGAGCUCACGGGAAAAAGAUCAACCGAAGGGAGGAUCUUCGGAGAAGCGUCGCGCAUCAACUGCAGUCACAGUGCCUGGGCGAACUGACACUGAACCUUUUGAUUCGUCGUCGAAAGCAGCGGUAGAUGCUGAACGCAAAGAUGGCAAGCUUGAAACUCAUAGCAAAACUUUAGGCAACGUAAAAAAAUCGAAGGAUGAACCAUCGAAUUCGAAUUCAGAAAACAAAAUGACGGAAAACGUGAAACCAUCGAUCUCUGACAAUGAAAUGUUGACAGAAAACAAAAUGCCACCAUCAGAAAACGCAGACCAAUUACCUGUGAAGGUUGGUGGAGCGGCAAAGUCAACAAAAAUGGAACAGGAUCAGGAACCGACCAGCACGGUCACUAUCCCGACCCCACCUCACCACCAUCCAUAUGAAGGCGAAUCGCCGGAUGAAGGAGCGCUACCCACAAAGGCCGCCGCUGCCACGCUGGCGAACGAAAAGGUGCGCGAAGCCGAACGGUCAUUCUGGACCGGAAGUGUGCAUAUGGUCGAUGUGGCAAGCGUGGAAAUGUCGAUCCGCCCCGUCAGUGGUGAUGUGCACGAUAUAGCGAAGGACUUCAGCGUCGAUCUCGAUAUAUGUGGCACGAUUAAGCCGGAAAUCGUGUGGGAUUACAUCGCACAGAUCCGGAAGAGCCCGAACAAGGAAGUGUGUUUGGUGAGGUUCCACUCACUGGAAACCACCGCGUACUACACACUCUACAACCACCUACACACACGCAAACGUUACAGUGUGGUGAAAGCACCCUCCACUUUGAUAAAGGACUUUUACAUCUUUCCACUGCCCGCUGAACAAACGAUUCCGUUGAUCUUGAAACCGCUGCGAGGUGUCGGCAUCAUCGAAGGUGACCGUAAACCAAAUCUGCUGUUGGGGGUUUUGGUAAAGAUUAAAGGUGGCAAACGGUCUGCCGUUGGUUCGGUUCCAGCAACACAAGUGAAGAUGGCUCGUCGUCAGUCGAAACACUCUAUCGGAAAUAGCGCAGCUGGAAAGCCCUCAUCUGGCGAGCCAUCAGCCUCGGACACAGUAUCGUUGAUGCAGCAGGUCAUUACGAAAUAUGCAACCAAACCAAGCCCGGCGCUGGUCACCAGUGCUUCAACAAGUAAGGAGAGUAAGCGCAGCGAUACUUCGGAUGAAGUGCCAGAGAUGGAUGCUUCGAGUUCUUCUGGACGAGGAUCGGCCUUUGCUACGCACGUUGCUGGUGAUGGCAAGAAAACAUCAUUCCCAACGACAAUCGCAGCUGAAAAGCAAUGUGGUAUGGACGUCGAUAUGGAAAUUAUUAAAGCUCCAAUUGCAGGAAAAGGUAAUUCGCUCACAGUCUCUAUAUCAUCACAUUUGUCGGAAGGCAAUAGUAACAGUAGCUUAGGUAGUGCUGCGAGUCGUAUGACCUCAGCAGAGCCGAUGCUGAUCGAUGAGGACGGUGACGAACCAUACUCGCCUGGCGGGGCAAGUGAUGACAGUAACUUUGCCGAUGUCACUGCCAUCGUAGACAACUCGAAACAGGGUAAAACCAGCACCAUGGAGCUAAUACAGCGCGAAGUGUAUGAACUAGAUCGGAAGAUUGCCAUGGAGCAAAAUGAAAUUGAAGGGCUGAUGACAAUGACGGAACUACAAGAGAAGGAAACGCUUCCACCGUCGCUGAUCAACGGUCUUCCGAUACCGGCAAACCUUUCGCAGAUCCUGGCCAGCAUUAAAGUCGGCAGCGGUAGCGGAGCGGUUGCGGACGAGGAAAUUCCAUCUUCUAGCGGUGGGUUGACGAUGACCGAGCCGCCGCAUGCAACAUCGGAAAGGGUAAAUUUGUCUUGUCUUGCGAACGACGACGACGAAGAGUACAACCCGAGCGCACCGUCGCUCUAUUCGAACUACAAAUCGGCCUACACCUCCGUUAACAGUCUGGGCGAUAUCGAUGAGCGUAUCAUACCGGCAUCGUUAGUGCCAACCAUUGUGGCACCGACGGCGAGUGUAACAGCGUUCGAUAUGAUGGCUGCAGCAACAACUGAAAACCCCACACAAUGUGCUACAGAACUAGGUGAUACAGUGCCGUCUAGCGUGACGAUGAUACGGGAGAGUACGGGAACCGUUCCGUUGGUUGUUGCAAGUGAUAUGAACGAAAGCCGUUUAGCAAAACUCUCCGACGAAGAAUUACUCAGUUUGGUGCCUGACGACGCAAUGAUGCCCGAUUCGUCGUUGAAAGAGUAGUAAUCCUCUAAACGUACGUGAAUGUACAGUCAUUAACUAAAUCGCUUUACAGUGUGUAACUAUUUUGUAAGAUAAACAGUUUUUCCUCUUUUUAAAUCACUCAACGUUGGUGGUUGAAGGCUCGUGCCCUCCGUACGCCUCGCGACGAUCGAAUUGGCAAUAACCUAAUUUAUUCAGCAUCUGGCUACGCGGUUAGCUUUGAUAUAGUGUAAUUUUGUUGUAAUGAUUUAUCGAUUAGACGUUUGCAUAGAAUGACCAAGAUGGGCAAUUAAAUUUCGACUUUAUGCCGGAUGAACCCAGAUUAAGCUGAUAAACUUCAUUCCUGAUGAUUGACUGUCGGCGAUCCUUAUAAGAUUCCGAUUAUUACACCCAAUUCUUAUCACACCACCAUGCAUAUUGCACAUUUUAUAUCAACGAUUUUACAUGCUGUUACGCGAACCGGUCGAACAAAAGGCAAAAGGCUCUUCGUAUUGGGCGUACUUGUACGGUGUACAUAAAAGUCAAAAUUCCACUACGAACACACAAACAGUACAGGAGGAAACAAUGUGGAUUAUUUUUAAGUGUCGUGCAAUUCUUCGUGUUUAUGCUAUUAUCGCCAACUCGUAAUAACCCUUCCUUCCCGCUCCAAAAGUUUGUUAAAGAAACGGUUCGAUUAGUGAAAACAGCGCCUCAUUUGUAGUAACACAUAUUUUGUGAGAAUUGUAAUAUUUUUAUUAUGUAAGGCUAGCAUUCAAUUUCUUAGUAUAUUGCGCAAUACAAAUAAGAUUAACAAUACACAUUUCAUAUCCAGUCACACAUUUCCCCAAUGCAUAGGCAGGAUCCUUUCGUUGGAUGGAUUAAAUACAAUAUGGACUACAGUGCUGCAAAGUGCGGUUAGAAGCGUAUUGAAAGACGUCGUAGCAAAUAUGCUUCACGUAAAGCUCAUAGACUUGGACACAAUUCUUAGCAUCAAUAAAAACCGAUAACUUUUAUGUAAUGGAUUAAUUUUAUUUAGCUCGUUUCAAUGUAAUAUAAACUUUUACUAAUCAAUAUUAAACAAACAAAUUGAACACUCUCCCACACCGCUCAGCAUGCACAAAAAAUAAAUGUAAACCGAGUGAAAGUAUCUUGCUGCAAAGCUGCAAGCGGCUGCUUAACCUCUACCAUGCAUUCGAACUAUGUCGAGAUUCCUUGCCAAUGAUAUUAUAAAAUCGAUAGGGAGUGGUCAAAAUAUGUUUUGUAAGCAAAGACUUGUAAGCACUAGUAAAGAUUUUGAGUACAGUUAAGUAGUUUCCAAAUACAAGUUCCGGUAUCUCCUUGUAGCAUUACUGUAGCAAAUAUUGUGACCAUUAAACUUGCAUGGAACUCUCAAUCUUGACAUUCAUUUUCCUUAGCCCGAUAACAUGGAUCAUUGUAUAUAAUAUAUGUGUGUAAAAAAUGAAUGAGGAAUAUUGCCUCACGGUAUCCACAAAACAGAUAAAAAAAACCAAGUAUACAAUAAGAUGUUUCAAAAUGUGAUGCAUUAACAUAAACACGCAUUUAUAGUUGUGCAAAUAAAAUACAAAAAAUUGUAAAUUUAGCUGAAGGCGCACGAUACUCGAUCAAAACUAUUAAAUGUGCACUUGCACUGCACAUGCAUUGACACUAAACAGUGAUAGUUUAAUAAGAUCAACAACAUGCAAAAUGUAUCGCUGAUUCAGAUAGUAAUAAA